Molecule: messenger RNA, 3400 nt
Organism: Cladocopium goreaui
Lineage: Eukaryota; Dinophyceae; Suessiales; Symbiodiniaceae
Source: the annotation of a GenBank genome assembly
AUGAGUCUCAUUGCACCCCGUGUUGUGGUAAUGGAGAUGGUGGCAGGUUUGACAAAUGCUCUUGCUUUCAUUUACGAGUUGUCUGGUGUUGAGAUUCAAGAACUCCAGAUUGAAGCAUUGUCAAAGCGCAUGACGUCCCAGAACUUGAAAUGGUCUUCGAAAUGGGGUGGAUUCUCAUUUGAAAUUGAUGAGGACAUUUGUGCUCCGACAAUGUUGAUGCACGUCCAGCAAAAAGUUGUCAUCAAAUCGCCAGUUGACCUUGCCACUUUCUUUGCUGAAAGGGAUGUGAACGUUUUGGCUGCCUUACGUGCGUUGUUAGGUAUUGCCAUGCCGAAUGAAAUCUUUUUCUUGCCAGGAGGUGACCUUGAGGCCAGAAUCAGACUGUUACCACAACUCCAUGUUGACAAUCACGAGAUUCAAUUGUUCACUGGUGUUCCGACGUCUCUGAACAUUCCAUCAAAUGCUUUUUCGACUGCCGAAGCCAACUCUCCGUGCAUCAUUGUCUUGACAAAGGCAGGACCACAUGUUGUGAGAAGGGACCAUGGCAUGACCAUACAAGAUGUGACGUUGAUUGUGGAUCACAACUUUGGCAUUCGUUGCACACACUUGGUUGGAGUCUUUGGAGAAAAGCACCCGCCUCUCAUGAUCUGCCCAGAUGCUGUCAUUGCGAUGGAUUAUGAAUCUUUUCCUGAUGAUUUGGAAAUUUUUGAUUUCAUUGAUGUACAAGUCGAUGACCAAGGGCUGUCCUUUGUCUCAGAUUGGACUGUGCUGAAGGAUUUCUCAACUUUUCUGCAGAGAACGACCCUGAGUGACAUCAUGCAGGCUCUUGGAUGGAUGCUGGUUGUCGAUGCACAGUCGGCCGUGAAUGAUGAUAUCAAAAGAUUCAUGGUGGUGCGACGCCCCUCAACACUUGCGAUUUCUCUCGAUGACUUAGUGUAUUGCUUGGCCAUUCAUUUGUUUCUCACCAAGAUUCGCUUGUGGACUGUUGUCGGUGAAGCGCCCAGAGUCAGAUGCAAAGUCAAAUUGUGGCACGUGUGGAUUUGGGAUGCUCUCAUUGACCCCGCCAUGUCGCUCUCCCUGUUUGAAAACGAGUGGAACAAGAUCUCAGAGCUUUUCAAGUUCCAAAAGCCCUGGCGAUUCAUUGCCAAUGGCAGGCAAUUGAACCCUGAGUGGCCCUUGUCAGGAUUUGUUAACUCUGAUGAAAUGGGAAACAGUGAAAUCACAAUCUUCAUGAUUUUGGGCUUGCGUGGAGGAGGUGGCCUGGUGAAGUUGUUGUCCAGCGAAGAUGUUGAAGUAUCAGGCAAUUUCAGAGAUUUAGCCCAUUUGGAGUCCAGCAACUAUGAGGCUGCGAUGACUAUGUUGAAGCUGCUUGGAGAUGAAGUUGCAGACAUUCCUUUCAUUGCGCCACCUUGGGGUCGCUCCUUUCAGAGGAACUCCAAGAAGAUUGACGAAUUGAUCCAGCAAGUUCGUCUGGAUAGCCAAAAAGAGAUUGCAGACAUCAAAGAUAAUGUACUUCGUCUUGAGAAGGCGUUAGCAAUCUCAAAUCAUGAUGGAACCAUGGCUGCUCAGUUUGCUGAGUUGAAGCAGAUGAUUGCUGACGUUUCCUUUCGAAUGAAACGGUCCACGUUGAAGAAGACUGCUGUAGCAGUGGCAACUGCUAUGGUCGUUUGUGUGGGCAUUUUUGCCUUGUCAACGAAUGGCUUCAGCCACAACUGCAACAAUGUUGGAGCUUUGCAAGGCAAGUCUGCUUUGGAUCUUGACUCUGCCAUCCGCACCACUAGUGAAAAACUGAUUCAGGCAGCCAAGAACAAUCAAACUCUGGCUGAUGAGACUGUGAUGAAGGCCAUGGUGAAGGCAGGUCACAAGGUUCAGGACCACUGGGAGAAGCACCACAUCCGCAAGUUGGAUACUCUUGUGACGAUCCGAAAGGUGAAAGGAUUCCGCCAAGGACAAAAGGCCGCGCUUGCUGGACGUGCGGAAUGCUCCUUCAACAUUUUGGAGGCAUUUGUCUCAGCAGUGGGUAUGGGUGAUGACAUCAAUGCCAUCAUUCGAACUUGCCCUGCACCUCGUGAUGGUGAGUCUGAGUUGGCUUGCCAGGUGAACGGUGGCAUCCUGGGUGCUUGGGUGGGCAACCUUGCUACAAAGCUGGCCUUAGCAGCUUCCAAUUGUGCGCUGAGCAUCAACGUGGAUGCCAUUUGCUCUGCUGGUGUCACAGGCUUGGUGUCAGCCAUGGGAGAGAUUGCAGCUGGAGCUUCUUUGGGUGCGGCCGUAUGUACCGGAACUCCGCCACAACUGACCACCACCAAGAUCAGUGUCCUGGGAGAUCAGACUGUCCGGGACAGUCGACGUUUGCUGAUUGGAGAAGGCGCUGUCGGCAACGGUGUGCAGUGUGGUGUGGAUGUGGGCAUGGUGGCAGCCAACAUUGCAAACAUGGGUCUUGCCAUCAACAAGGCCGUGAAUGUGAACAAGUGCAAAGCGAGCACCUUCCGUUCACCAUUGAACGUGGUCAAGGGCAUCCCAGAGUCACUUUGCACCGUCGACAUUGGUGGUGCUGUGGCCUACAUCGGUCAGGUUGUUACCUUCAUCAACCUAAUUGUGGUUCACUGUCAGGACUUUCUGGAUGUCAACGCACUUUGUGCUGGCUCCAUUGCUGCGAUCACCACCGGUGCAGCGGCCAUUGCGCCCUACGGCGCAGCAGUGCACGCGGCCUGCGCCAACAACCAUUUCUUGAAAACACCCAAGAGUCAAGAACAGCUUUCUGCAUUGUGGAAUUCCCCGGGCUAUGAUCCUGUGUCAGGCCUGAAACACCCUCGACGCUUGACGGAGGAGGAAGAGAUGGCUGCUAAGCAACCCUUGAAGGAAAGCUUGGCUCAGAUCGCAGCGAACCGUGACACUUUGGAGGAGCUGAAGAAGGUGACGGAUGUUCCCAAGCCGGGCAACACAGAGGCAGACAUGGAGACUCUCUUGAGCCUCAUGGGCGGCGAGGACAAGCCGCGUGCCGCCUGGCCAUUUGAAUGCUAGGUCACGUUGAGAGCCGUGAGGACAGCUUUUCGACGUGUCGCCUAUUCUCAGUAAGUGGUCAGAUCGUGUCAGAAGAUGAAAUGCAGCUGACACAUCACGGAAUCGUAAUCAUUUUGAUUAUAUUUGAAUAUAUAAUUAAUAAUAGACAUAUUUGAUCCAUUUUGAUUUUCUUUCUAUCAGCUUAAACGCUGUUGGUGCUAGGUCAACAUGACCUAGCUACCUGAAAUUACCUGGAUCAUGGAUGAUUUGGGUAGGCUGUUUUUGGGUUGGUGUGGAAUCUCUGCAUCAGUAAAUCCCUUCCUGUGCUUCUGCUGACCUGACGACAGUCCAUGUCGAAUGGUACUGGCAAAACCCUGUUGACUGUGGCCUUUGCAGCUUC